This is a messenger RNA of Salarias fasciatus (jewelled blenny), 1018 nucleotides long. RefSeq names its product GTPase IMAP family member 9-like. The record is from RefSeq and is a predicted model, not a curated record. Gene Ontology annotation, molecular function: GTP binding. The transcript is spliced from 2 exons. The annotation marks the transcript as partial. NCBI's taxonomy places the organism in Eukaryota, Metazoa, Chordata, Actinopteri, Blenniiformes, Blenniidae.
GCCCAGCUCAUAGCUUGACACCUCUCUCCUCCACCUCAGCCUGGACCCACAUUGCUUCAACCAAAACAUGGCCAACUUCUCUAACCCAGCCAUGCCUUGCAACUUCAGGAAUCCAGCCAUGGCAAACACCUCUGAUUCUUACUUCACCAACAACAAUGAGCUGAGGAUCGUGAUGGUGGGGAAGACUGGAGUCGGGAAGAGCGCCUCAGGAAACACGAUUCUUGGCCGCCAGUGCUUUGAGUCCAAGUGCAGCCCCAAAUCUCUGACGGAGGACUGCUCCAAAGGUGAAGACACACUGUCUGGUCAGCAGGUGGCUGUAAUCGACACUCCAGGCCUGUCUGACACCAGGUUCGACAUGGAGAAGACCAUCAAGGCCAUUAGCCAGUGCUUCUCUUAUGCUUCUCCUGGACCACACAUCUUCCUGGUGGUCAUCAGGCUGACCAGGUUCACAGAGGAGGAGCAGCAGACGGUGCAAAGGAUCCAAGAAAUCUUUGGCCAGGCUGCAGACAAGUACUGUAUGGUUCUCUUUACAGGAGGAGAUGAUUUAGAUUCCACCAUCGAGGAGUUCCUGGCUGAAAGCCCAGAGCUGCAGGAACUGGUGUCCAGAUGUAACAACCAGUACCACGUCUUCAACAACAGGAACAAAGAUCCCUCUCAGGUCCAGGAGCUGCUGCAGAAGAUCAGAAAGGUGGUGCAGAAGAACGGAGGAAGCCACUACACCAACCAGAUGUUCCAGGAGGCUGAGAGGGCCAUCCAGGAGGAGAAGAGACGCAUCCUGGAGGAGAAAGAGGAGAAAAUACGAAAAGAAAGAGAAGAGAUGGAGAGGGAGCUGCAGGAGAAGUUUGAUAAAGAGAUGCAGAGAAUCAACCGAGAACUACAGGCUGAGAGAGAGAAGGAGAGGAAGGAGAGAGAGGAGGAGAGGAAGGAGAGAGAGGAGGAGAGGAAGAGGGAGAGGGAGGAGAUGAAGAGGGAGAGGGAGGAGAUGAAGAGGGAGAGGGAGAGGGAAAAGAUGGAGAGG